UUGCAAAACUCAUUCAUUUAAAAAUUGUCAAUUCGUUCGAACGGCGAUAUACGAGCAGGAAAACCAAGAAAAUAACAAGUGCUUAAAGUGGCAAAAAAUACACGAAGGAUACGUUUAAACAAAAAGGACAACUCAAAGGAUUAUAAUUUAUAGUGAUAUAAACAAAAAUAAAAACACGUUAAUGAAAUACAAAAAUAAUCGUGGCUUAAUAUUGCAAAUUCAGUUCAGAACAUUUCUAAGAUACGGAUUUCCAUGUUUAAUUCCAUUUGAGAGAUAA
Messenger RNA from Drosophila gunungcola (fruit fly), 277 nucleotides. RefSeq lists its product as uncharacterized. NCBI's taxonomy places the organism in Eukaryota, Metazoa, Arthropoda, Insecta, Diptera, Drosophilidae. The transcript has a single exon. The record is from RefSeq and is a predicted model, not a curated record. The coding region runs from base 182 to 277 and encodes 31 amino acids.